AUGACAGUAAUCUAAAAAGUGUUCAAAGGCUUACUUUAAGCUGGAACUUUUAUUUUGUCCAACCGCCACUUUCUUCAAUUACCUAACCUACCCUUUCUUCCUCCCAACUUGUUACACUAUAUCCUCAUCUGUAUGUGUGUGUAUGUAUGUAGUAUAUAUAUGUAUAUAUAUAUAUGGGUGCCUGUUCAUGUGUGAUUCAUAAGUGCUUAUUUCCUCCUUCCAUCGGAAUUCCUUGGUUUUUCUGAUUUCUUCUCAAAUCAAAGCUCAAAUAAGACCUUCUUACCGUCACUCCAAUGCUAUAUAUGCAAUUUUUUCCUCCUACUGAUACACACACACAAUACCCACAAAAAAUUUCGCAAUUUUUUUUCAGCAUUCUUUCUUGAUUCUCUUCCCAAUCUUCAUUUCACAUCCUCCCCUAUUUAAUCUGUAUCCAUAACCUCUCACAGCAAUAAUAAAGCUUGUUCUUUUAUUUUCUUGUUCGUUCAAUACACUUCAAUUCUUGUUGGUUUCUUGGUGGAGAAAUGGGUAGUGUUGGGGUGUUGACAAACUCAGUAUUGGUUUGUGCUCCUUUAAUGAGUCAAUCCGUCGAGCAGAUGGUGAGUGACAUGCAAGAGGCAAAGGCACAAGGGGCAGAUAUAGUGGAGAUCAGGCUUGAUUGUGUAAGGGACUUCAGGCAUCCUCAAGACCUCAAAUUCCUCCUCAAGAACAAGCCACUCCCAGUUGUCAUCGUGUAUCGGCCAAAAUGGGAAGGUGGUCAGUAUGAUGGUGAUGAAAACAUGCGGUUGGAGACCCUUCAUUUAGCUAAGCAACUGGGAGCGGAUUAUGUCGAUUUGGAGCUCAAGGUAGCUUCUGAUCUAAUUGGGGAACACAAACUGGAUAAGCAUAGAAGUAGCAAAAUGAUUGUAUCGUACUAUGUCGAUGGUAGUAUUCCCUCAAAAGAAGAUCUCAGCCAACUUGUUGCCCACAUGCAAUCGACAGGAGCAGAUAUCAUCAAACUUGUCUCCAACUCAAGUAGCAUUACAGAACUCUCGAGAAUUUUUCAUUUGCUUUCACACUGUCAGAUACCGCUAAUUGCAUACUCUAUAGGGGAUAGGGGUCUAAUUAGCCAAUUAUUGGGCCCAAAAUUUGGUGGGCUUUUUGUCUACGGAUCUGUUGAAGAAAACCCUGUGCCUGGUCUUCCAACUUUAUUCAGCCUUCGACAUGCUUACGGAAUUGAGUACAUAAAUGCUGAGACUAUUGUUUUUGGGCUGAUCUCAAAACCAGUGGGCCACAGCAAAGGUCCGCUGCUUCAUAAUCCUAGCUUUAGACAUGUGGGCUUCAAUGGAAUUUAUGUCCCCAUGCUUGUAGAUGAUCUCAAAGAUUUUUUUCCCAUUUACUGUAGCCCAGACUUUGCAGGUUUCAGUGUAGGAAUUCCAUACAAGGAAGCUGCAACUGAAUUUUGCGAUGAAGUCCAUCCACUUGCUCAGUCUAUAGGUGCUGUAAAUACUAUUAUAAGGCGGCGGGCUGACGGGAAGCUGAUUGGCUACAACACGGAUUGUGAGGCUUCUAUAACUGCUAUUGAGGAUGCUCUAAAAGUAUGGGGAUGCACGAAUGGGGAAGCAACUCUCCCAUCUCCUCUCACUGGGAGAAUGUUUGUUUUAGUUGGUGCUGGAGGAGCUGGAAGAGCACUAGCAUUUGGUGCCAAAAUUAGGGGAGCACGGGUUGUCAUAUUUGACCUUGAUUUUGACAGAGCAAAGUCUCUUGCUAUGGCUGUGUCAGGUGAAGCUCAGCCUUACCAAGACUUGCCAAAUUUCCAGCCGGAGAAAGGUGCGAUCCUUGCCAAUGCAACACCUGUGGGAAUGCAUCCAAAUAAGGACCGAAUUCCGGUGGCCAAGGUCACCUUGGGCGAUUACAAACUUGUCUUUGAUGCUGUUUACACACCUAGAAAGACCACCCUAUUAAAAGAAGCUGAGGCCGCUGGAGCUAUCAUUGUCAGUGGAGUCGAAAUGUUCCUCCGUCAGGCCAUUGGCCAGUUCAACCUCUUCACUGGUGGAGAAGCGCCUAGAGAAUUCAUGCGUGACAUUGUUCUAGCAAAGUUCUGAUGCAUCUCAUUCGUCGGUCUGGCAUAGGAUAAUUAAGUUAAAAGUUAAACCACAAUAGGUAUGCCAUUGAUCAAGUGUGCAACAGUGAAACUAAUUAACUAAGAUGUGAAGGUGAUCAAAUUGGAAAAAAAUAUUCUUUGGGGAAAGCAAUGAAUAUUGUUUCCCAAAUAAGGCCUAUUGAGUGAACCUAUGAUCAUGUGUUGUGAAUCCUGUGUUAUGGGAUGGGGCCUUCAUAUGAAUUGAAACAAUGACUCUAUUGCUAUUGUAAUCUUUGAAUAAGCACAAUUGGACCCAUUUCCUUUCUGUUAAUCUUGAAGCUCUGACACUGUUCAGACGGCCUUUAA
This is a messenger RNA of Rhododendron vialii, 2425 nucleotides long. RefSeq names its product bifunctional 3-dehydroquinate dehydratase/shikimate dehydrogenase, chloroplastic-like. Gene Ontology annotation, biological process: shikimate metabolic process; chorismate biosynthetic process. Lineage: Eukaryota; Viridiplantae; Streptophyta; Magnoliopsida; Ericales; Ericaceae. The record is from RefSeq and is a predicted model, not a curated record. Gene Ontology annotation, molecular function: 3-dehydroquinate dehydratase activity; shikimate 3-dehydrogenase (NADP+) activity. The transcript is spliced from 10 exons. Bases 522 to 2081 code for a protein of 519 amino acids.